GUUGUUGGAUCAAUCAACGGUGCUUAGCACCAUCCGUCACCGAAAGUCACCGCGAAAGAUGGAGACAUCGCGUCGCAUGCGCCCGCUCGUGGGAUCCAUUACGACGUAGACGUCUCGAAUAAGUCGUUCGAUCUCCGUUCGGGCAAAACCUCGAGGAUGGCCGAUAUUAAGCAGGAUCACAAGAACGAGGAUGUGGACAGCUACGGGAUGAGUAAUAGUGCCGAUCCAAAGAACAUGCAAGAGUUGACGCAAUACGUGCAAACGCUGCUGCAGAAUAUGCAAGACAAAUUUCAGACGAUGUCCGAUCAGAUCAUCGGAAGAAUAGACGAGAUGGGAAACAGAAUAGACGAUCUGGAAAAGAAUAUUGCAGACCUAAUGACACAAGCAGGAGUUGAAGGUGGUGAUAAAUAAGUUCAUUCCUUCAAGUGCACUAAUCUAUAAGUAAUCAUUCAUCCAAAGCACCUGAGAUAGCCAUAAUUUUGUGUAAAAAACCAUGUAUGCAAGACAAUGUGAGAUAUCCAUCCUUUUGUUAUAAUACAAAAAUAAACUUACACUUUUUUAUAAAUUUUA
Messenger RNA from Nylanderia fulva, 570 nucleotides. RefSeq lists its product as uncharacterized. The record is from RefSeq and is a predicted model, not a curated record. NCBI's taxonomy places the organism in Eukaryota, Metazoa, Arthropoda, Insecta, Hymenoptera, Formicidae. Gene Ontology annotation, biological process: cellular heat acclimation. Gene Ontology annotation, molecular function: transcription corepressor activity. Gene Ontology annotation, cellular component: nucleus; cytosol.